AUGGAGACAGAGGCAGACAAGACGGUGUCACUCAAUAAGAAAUGGGAGGGCCUCACCGAUGGCGCCAAGAAAACAAUCUGCGACUCUUUGGCUAAGUAUAACGGCCCUGAUGUCAGCGCAUACUUUGUGAACCAGAUUAACUGGGAGCAUGCAAAGACGCUCGCCAUGGAGCCCAUGAUGCAGGUGGCAUCGACUGAGAAGCGCAAGCGGGAUGACAGCGACGGUCUCGAGCUGCCAUGCACUGUGGGCAAGAAAGCCAGACUCGAAGAGACCACGGCUUCAUCGCAAUCUGCAGGCGUUAGCCUCUUCUCUCCAAGUUAUCUCUUUGCAUGGCCUAAGUUUCGACAGUCGCCAAUCACCUUCGGUCAGCCUACCCUCUCUUCCGCGACUGCUGGGAGCCCACCAACUGUCACGCCGCCACCACUCGCUACACCAGCCGAUGCGAGACAUAUCACGCCAUUCACCGACCAUGCUCUGGACAAAACCCCAACUCGGAGUAUCUUUUCCCCAUCGCGGGCAGCCAAAGCCAAGAAGGCAGUCCGACCAGAGCCAGAGUGUGAUGAGCAGUUCACCUUUGCCGACCGCAGAUCUCGUAGCCCGCAGCCCUACGCUGGACCAGGCAGUACCCAGCGGCACAAUCCAGAAGCUCGCAGCACACUUUUCGGCCAAGCGUCAUCAGCAUCCUUUACCGCCGCCACACAGGGUACGCAAAUUUCGGCAACCGUGCCUACCGCUUCCAAGGCCCCAUCCCUGGGAGUCGACAUGUCGUCUUUGAAGAUCCCGGCCAACUCUAAUGCGCUGUCAUUGCUGCCAACAAUGAGAAGCUUCGGGGCCAAAGCCUUCGGAGCCGAGCAAACGGAGUUUGGGACUGUUGCCGAAGAGGACCACAAAGUCGAGGUUGCUACCCUUGCAACCAUUACGCUGGAUGAGUGA
This is a messenger RNA of Diaporthe amygdali, 933 nucleotides long. RefSeq lists its product as uncharacterized. The transcript is spliced from 2 exons. Bases 1 to 933 code for a protein of 310 amino acids. Lineage: Eukaryota; Fungi; Ascomycota; Sordariomycetes; Diaporthales; Diaporthaceae. The record is from RefSeq and is a predicted model, not a curated record.